ACGCAGCCGCGGACCGAGCCCCACUGCGCCCAGCCGCCAUCUUCAACCUUGGCCCGACACCAACCGCCACCCGCCGGCACCGGGAGACGCGGACCUCACCUCUCCUCGCAGUCUUUGCAUUUCACUUGCAAGGGGACAAGCUGCUGGAAAAGAACUUGGCUCAUGUCGGACCGCUGCCCCGACGGCUGUGCGACAAAGCCCAACAGGCCUGCCUGAAAGAAGUCCUGGUCCUGACAGCGUUUGAGUUUGGCGCUCAGCUCCCGCGGAGGAGGAGGAGGGGAACGAUAAACAGAGAGAACGAAGGAGGUUUGGACCUCGGCAGCCACCAUCAACCUCUUCCGGCUCAGGGAAGUGAACGCGCAAGGGUGAUGGCGUAUUUCCGGUCAUUAACCCACACACAUGCCUCAGGCGGCCAUGUUUGUUAAGGGAAGGGGACCAAAGGAAAGUGACAGCUUUGGGCUGAAUGCCGAAUGCCCCCCAGCCAAAAGGAUCGUGGGUUAUGGAGGCUCCUGCGCCGACCUCGCACGCGACCGGUUUUCCAACGGAGGGCAGAUGCAGCUACUUUGUGGAAAAGAAGAAGCGCUUCUGCAGGAUGGUGGUGGCCGCGGGGAAAAGGUUCUGUGGAGAACACGCUGGAGCCGCGGAGGUCCGCUAUCGCCCUACCCUCCUGAGAGAUUCCGGGUCUGUGGGUGCUGGAACCCGGCCUCGCCCCUCUUUGACAGCUUCCUGCUUCUGUCCCAUGGGUUCCCCAGCUUUUUCCUAAGUAAAUGGCAGUUCUGGCCUCCGCGUGGAGCCGCGGAAGAAAAUGCUCGGAAAAGAAUCUUGUGUCCUUUAGAUCCCAAACACACAGUAUAUGAAGACCAACUAGCAAAACAUUUAAAAAAAUGUAACUCACGAGAGAAGCCAAAGCCUGAUUUCUUUACUCAAGAUAUAAAUGCAGGAUUAAAGGAAGAAAUGGAAAUUCCUGAGCAAUUAGUUCCAUUUUCUUCUCUAUCUGAAGAGCAGUUGGAAAACUUAAUUAAGAAAUUGAGAAAAGCAAGUGAAGGCUUGAAUUCUACACUUGAAGAUCACAUUAUGUCCCAUCCAGCAUUACAUGAUGCCCUGAAUGACCCUAAAAACGGUGACUGUGCAGUGAAGCACCUGAAACAGCAGGCUUCUAUUUUAGGUAACAUUGAAAAAUUAAAGUUACUUGGUCCAAGAAGAUGCUUUGUUGAGUUUGGAGCAGGAAAGGGGAAGUUAUCUCACUGGGUUGAUAUUGCCUUAAAAGAUGCUGAAAACGUUCACUUCAUCCUGGUAGAGAAAGUGACCACAAGAUUCAAGGUGGACGGUAAGCACAGAAAGGAGAGCUCAGUGUUUGAAAGACUUCAGAUCGACAUCCAACACCUGUGUCUGAACAGGGUUCCUGUGCUCAGAGAAGCAAGGCUGCCUGUGGUAGGGAUUGGGAAGCAUCUGUGUGGGGUCGCAACAGAUCUUGCAUUACGAUGUUUGGUUGAAACCUAUGCUGCCAGUUUUGAGGAACAGAAUGAAGAGCCUUUAGCCAAACGCGUAAAGAAUGGUAAAAGAGACACGGGAAGUAGCGCUUUGUCCAAGGAAGAGAGUGAAGCAAAUGCCCUGCAGACUUGGGCCCCUGUGGCUGGCAUCGUCAUUGCUCUCUGCUGCCACCACAGGUGUGACUGGAGACACUAUGUGGGCAAAGAGUAUUUCAGGGCUCUGGGCCUUGGGCCGGAGGAGUUCUACUAUUUCCAGAGAAUGAGUAGUUGGGCAACAUGUGGAAUGAGAAGGACAUCUUUGGGAGCCUCUGAUAUCACUACAAAGAGAAAAGAUGAUCAGAAUUAUGACGAUGAAGAGCAUGAUGACGGAGGAGACAGGCUCCCAGAUGGCAGCACUGAUCGUGUGCCUGGGAACUGUUUUAAGAGGUUGGAGCUGGCUUCCCACAAUACAUAAAUCUCAUACCUGUUCGCCGUGACUCCUGGAUAUAUGCACGCAUGAACUGAAGCCCAAACAGCUCCUGUUCUUCCUCUCCUUCUGCGCAAUCACAGGGAGGAAGCGUCACUUCCAGUCUCAGCGGGUUGUCUCGGAAAUUGACAAACCUAGCAGUUGACCAGAAAACAGUAUUUUAUAAGUGCCAUAGAAGUGCAUGUACAGCCUGGCGGUGGUGGCACACGCCUUGAAUCCCAGCACUCGGGAGGC
This is a messenger RNA of Onychomys torridus (southern grasshopper mouse), 2190 nucleotides long. RefSeq names its product tRNA methyltransferase 13 homolog (gene Trmt13). Gene Ontology annotation, biological process: tRNA methylation. The record is from RefSeq and is a predicted model, not a curated record. NCBI's taxonomy places the organism in Eukaryota, Metazoa, Chordata, Mammalia, Rodentia, Cricetidae. The coding region runs from base 400 to 1944 and encodes 514 amino acids. The transcript has 11 exons.